UCCCAAUAGCUUCAAGCUCCCAUUAUAAUCGUCAACUAGCGUAGGCGUAUGAGAACCGGCCGCGAGCUCGGUCUCCGAUCCUCGGCCUAGAGUUUAACAAUUAUUUAAAAAUUGUUAUCAAUUUUUAAUAAUUUUUUACAAGUGUAAAAGUGGAUUUUUUUUAUUAAGAACAAAUAUCUUCACUGGAGACUAUCAUCUUCAAGAGCAAGAAGACUAGUCACAUAGUCUCAAGAUAAAUUAAGCACCAAGAGCAAUUGCAACAUUAGUUCUGGUGUCAGUAUCAUCAGCAGCAAGACCAAGAAGAAAUAAAUAAAUUGAUAAAUUAAAAGAAGAAAUAAAUAAAGAGAAGAAAUAUAAAAAGUGGAGGUGACAUGUGAGCACUUGCAUUGAAAUAAAAAAUAAAAUAGUCCAAUAAAUAGACUUCGGAAGUGGAAAUGCCGAGCACUAAGCCUAUAAGCAUGCGAAGAAGACUGUCUCAUCGACAAAAAUGGCCUUUGCACCUAGGAUUGUUUCUGGUGUACAUAAUUAUUCAAUUAGCGACGUCGUCAUACUCUGCGUCGACAUCUCCUCCAGAAUUGGGAGUCCCGACGACAGUUACACAACCAGCGACUCAGAAGCCGACUUCAACGCCUGCAGAACAAAAGAAAGAAGAAGUAACCGAAGCUCCCAAGGCGGUUGAGCAAGCGAAAGAGAAGCCCAAGGUGGAAACAACACCCUCGCCUAAGACAAAAGACUCUUCUAAGGACAAGGCGAGCGAACCGGCUGUCAAGAAGGAGGCUAACGCUACCGCCAAUUCGACUCAAGUUCUAACAACAGCCGCGCCGAGGUCCGCGAAUCCUACAUGGAGGCCGAAACGCGCAAACUGCAGCCCGCCUGCGAUCGAGCAGUUUCCCAGGCCGGUGAUGGGUCCUGGAGCGAGAAAACACGGAGGUCUUAUCAUCCACAUCCUCGUCGCAGUCUACACUUUCCUGGGACUAGCAAUAGUCUGCGACGAUUACUUCGUCGCUAGUUUGGACCGGAUUUGCGAAGAAUUGAGAUUAACUCCAGAUGUUGCCGGAGCGACGUUCAUGGCAGCUGGUUCAUCGGCGCCGGAAUUGGCGACUGUUAUAAUCGGUGUCUUCUUCGCCAAAGAUGACAUCGGUGUCAGCGGAGUAAUUGGAAGCGCAGUGUUUAAUAUCAUGUUUGUAAUAUCCGUCUGCGGAUUGUGUACCACGACAGUGUCGAAACUCAACUGGUGGCCGCUCUGCCGUGACAGUUUCUUUUACUUCAUCUCUAUUCUUAUCAUGCUUGGCACCAUUUACAAUGAAAUAAUAUCUUGGUCGGAGUCGCUUUUCAUGCUGAUCAUGUACGGGGUUUAUUGUGUCGUUUUGUCCUACAACAGUCGGCUAGAGCGCUGGGCCAAGUCUUACAACAUACCGUUUUUACCAAAAGACGAUGAGCCGGCUGAAGAAAGUGCUUUGGUGAGUUACAGGUCACUUCAAGAAGAUAGGACGUCUUAUACUGGACCUAACUCACCUGUUACUGAACAAGUUAGAUCUCAAGGAAUGGGUGAGGAACCAAUCCAACAACAACCACAAGCCCCACCAGCUCCAAAGCAGCCAGAAUAUUACAAAGCAAAAGAGCCAGAUCCAAACGAAGUGUCACCUCUGGAAAAGCCGACAGAAGGUGGACAGUGGGCUCUAUUCAAGUGGGGUCUCGUCUAUCCCAUUCAUUAUACAUGUCGAGCAACAAUGCCAGACUGCCGACAGGAGAAAUGGCGUAGCUGGUACCCAUUUACCUUCUGCAUCUCCAUGAUAUGGAUUAGCUUCUACAGUUACAUAAUGGUCUGGAUGAUCACAAUAAUCGGAAGUACCUUAGGGAUUCCAGACACCGUUAUGGGCUUGACAUUCGUAGCAGCCGGAGUGAGUGUUCCUGACGCGCUGUCCUCUCUGGCCGUCAUCAAAGAGGGUUUGGGUGACAUGGCUGUGAGUAAUGCGGUCGGCAGCAAUGUCUUUGAUAUUCUGGUGUGUCUUGGACUUCCUUGGUUCAUUCAAACUGCCAUGAUCCAACCUGGUUCUCAUGUUAAUGUUACUAGUAGAGGUCUUACGUACUCAACUCUUUCAUUACUUUCCACCGUGGUCUUUCUAGUAGUCGCGACUCACUUGAACGGCUGGAAACUAGAUCGAAGAUACGGAGUAAUACUGAUGGUUUGGUACCUAAUUUUCAUAGUCUUCGCUUCAUUAUACGAGCUCAAUGUCUUCGGUCAAAUGAAUCCACCUGUUUGUCCCAGCGUGUUUUAAUUGAGUAGUCAAUUAACUCCAUUGUUAAUGCUGUCAUUAACAUAAAAAUUAUCAUCAUUAUUGUUACCAUCAUCACAUCAAAUUAUAAUUAUAAUUAUAAUACUUAUCUCCAGAUUAACCAGCUUUUGUGCGUUUAAAACAAGUGCCCUCAAAUGGCUAGUUUAAUUUAAUUAAUGGAGAUUACUGUAAUUUAAAUACGUCAGAAUUUUUACUGUAGGACAGUAACAUUUUAUCAGUAUUAAGUUGUCCUGGUUAUUUAAUUUUAUUAUUAUUUUUUUUUAUUAAGAUAAAAGACCCAAUUAUUGACGCAAUUUUAUUCUAAUUAAAAAAAUAAAAUUUUAAUUAAAAAACUAUAUUUAUUAAUUUAUUAGUUGAUUUUUUUUAAUUAAAAUAAAAUUGCAAGGUCAGUAAUUGGGUUUUUUUUAUCUUAUAAUAUUAUUAUUAAAUACAAAAGCCUAUAUGGAGGACAAAUGUUUAACCAGUCAAUAGUAAAUGCAUUGCAAUUGUUAAUACCUAAUUACCAAAAACAAUGAAGAAAUAACAAUAAAUAAAAUAACGAUUGAUAGUCUUGAUAUCGUCCUAUAUACGGCAUUUGAUUAGAUGUUUAUGGGUGAAGACAUCGAAUAUAUUUAAACAAAAAAAAAACAAAAUUUUACUUAUAUAUAUUUACAAAGCUUUAGCCUAAUUUUUUAAACUAGCUUUUUGUCAAUCAUUUUAAUAACCACAAAUAAUAUUGCAUAGGCCUAAAACGCGUUGAUAUUUGUAUAAAAUUUAUAAAAAUAAAAAAAAAAAAAAUUAAUUAAUUAAAGACAUACGACGGAUGGUGAGUGUACUAGCAGAUUCGCUUCUUCCCAUCUUAUAAAACAUUACUAAUUCUAAUUGCUAUUGAUACUUAUAUUAGCGGAAUAGUUACUUAUGUAAAUUUCUUCCUCCAUCGCAUGUUUCUUCCUCAAAGUAAUUAUGUAAUUAUUAAAUUAUUGAAUGAAAAAACAAUUGCUCACACCACCCGCUCGUUAGUCGGCAUUUAAAUUUAAAUAAUAAAGUCAUCACGAGUGUAUUCAUAGAUUAUUUAUAUUAAUUAAUUAUUAUAUAUUGUAUUGUAUUGGAUUGUAUUAUUAUUAGCAUAGUUUGAUAAAAUUUUGCGAUGGCACGGCCGCUCUAAGAUUACUCGGCGAUUGAGAUCAAAGAGAUUCCUCGUGGCGAGAAGUUUUAUGUUAGGUGUAAAGGCAUCCUGUGCCUUUUUUAUCAGCGCUCAGAAAUUAACUCUCUUGUGGGGGGAAUGAUAGUUAUGAGAAGAGGUGAGAAGAAAUUGAAGGAUUUUAUUUAAAAAGAUUUGAGGAAGUUUGAGUAAAAAAAAUGAGAUAAUAUAAGAAG
Messenger RNA from Cotesia glomerata, 3653 nucleotides. Its product is annotated as probable sodium/potassium/calcium exchanger CG1090. Bases 435 to 2279 code for a protein of 614 amino acids. Gene Ontology annotation, biological process: calcium ion transmembrane transport; intracellular calcium ion homeostasis. Gene Ontology annotation, cellular component: membrane. Lineage: Eukaryota; Metazoa; Arthropoda; Insecta; Hymenoptera; Braconidae. The record is from RefSeq and is a predicted model, not a curated record. Gene Ontology annotation, molecular function: calcium, potassium:sodium antiporter activity; calcium channel activity. The transcript has 7 exons.